GGUCUGUCUGCUCUUAGAGCUGCAAACGGUGAUGGAGACGCCUCUCGAGAAGGCCCUGACCACCAUGGUCACCACUUUUCACAAAUACUCGGGGAGAGAGGGCAGCAAACUGACUCUGAGUAAGAAGGAACUAAAGGAGCUGAUCAUGAAGGAGCUGUGUCUUGGGGAGAAAAUGGAGGAGGGUGGCAUCGAUAACUUGAUGAAGAGCCUGGACAAAAACAGCGACCAGGAGAUCGACUUCAAGGAGUACUCUGUGUUCCUGACCACGCUGUGCAUGGCCUACAACGACUUCUUCCUGGAGGACAACAAAUGACCAGGCUGCCCUCGGCCCUCGCAGCUUCUCUCACACCCUCCUAAGUCUCUGUCCCUCUUGCCCCUC
Molecule: messenger RNA, 379 nt
Organism: Choloepus didactylus (southern two-toed sloth)
Lineage: Eukaryota; Metazoa; Chordata; Mammalia; Pilosa; Megalonychidae
Gene: S100A5
Product: S100 calcium binding protein A5
Exons: 3
Coding region: 32-313 (93 amino acids)
Cellular component (GO): cytoplasm; nucleus
Molecular function (GO): transition metal ion binding; calcium ion binding
Source: RefSeq, a predicted model, not a curated record